Messenger RNA from Hevea brasiliensis (rubber tree), 1451 nucleotides. Its product is annotated as transcription factor MYB46. The record is from RefSeq and is a predicted model, not a curated record. Lineage: Eukaryota; Viridiplantae; Streptophyta; Magnoliopsida; Malpighiales; Euphorbiaceae. Bases 146 to 1084 code for a protein of 312 amino acids. The transcript has 3 exons.
CCGAGGCUAGCUCUCUAGUUUCAAGACUGAACCAAACAAGAGCCAAAGGAAACAAAAGAAAAAGAAAAAAAGAGGGAGAGAGAGAGAGAGAGAGAGAGAAGAAAAAGGGAUUUAAUAAGAGAUCAUCAGCUUCAUAAAUCAUAGCAUGGGUCAUCAUUCUUGCUGCAAUCAACAGAAGGUUAAGAGAGGCCUUUGGUCGCCUGAGGAAGAUGAAAAGCUCAUUAGAUACAUCACCACCCAUGGCUAUGGCUGUUGGAGUGAAGUCCCAGAGAAAGCUGGGCUUCAAAGAUGUGGCAAAAGCUGUCGUUUGAGAUGGAUUAAUUAUUUGAGGCCUGAUAUUAGAAGAGGAAGGUUUACACCUGAGGAGGAGAAGUUGAUUAUUAACCUUCAUGGAGUUGUUGGGAACAGAUGGGCUCACAUAGCAAGUCACUUGCCUGGAAGAACAGACAAUGAGAUAAAGAACUAUUGGAAUUCAUGGAUCAAAAAGAAGAUACGAAAACCUUCAGCACCUACAACCACAGUUGCUGCAACCAGUAGCGGUACUGAUCAUUCACAUAUAACUUAUGGUUCAAACCAACUAGAUUUAGUGCACCAAGAUUUGACAACAAGGCCUCAGGUUCAAGAAACCCUAUUUUCAUCUUCAGCUCCCUUAUUUAUGUUUGACACUGGUACUAAUCCACUUGAUGGAAUUGCGGAUAGUAGUGUACGAGGGGAGCUUUUUCAUGAGCAUGCGAGCUUGAACACUGAAACUUGGAAUACAAACCAACACCAUCAUCACCAAGUCCAAGCCCUACCCCCACAGGCUACAUUUAGUAUUGGAAUGGAUACUAAUUACUUGCCACCAUUGAUUGAGAAUAUGGAGCACAUGGUGCCCAUGGAAAUGCAAUCUUGCAGCAUGGAUGAUGAAGGAGAGAUAGCAUUGGGGUGCUUACAGAGGCAAGAACUCAAUGAAUGGGUCGAAUCCCAACAAUGUUCAAACUUUCUGUUUUGGGAUAAUGUUGAUGGACCACUUAGUGGAGAAGAAAUUGCACCAACUUCAUCAAGUAUGGGAGCUACACUCUCCUCCUUCCCUUCAUCUCUAUGACUAUAAGAUUUUAUUUAUGAAUAUGCGUCUCUCCCCCUACUGAUCUUUUUCUAUAGAGCUUUCAAAAAUGGUUCAGGCUUUUGAAGACAGUUUGUUAAUUGCUUUUUUUUUUUUUUUUCCAUUUCUACACUUUUUUUUUUUAUAACUUCCAAGUGGUGAGAUUGUGAAAAUGUGAGGAAAUGCAAUUACUUAUGAGUAUGCAUACAAGUGUUUUCUUGGUGUUUGGAAACUGAAGAGGAGAGAAUAAAAGGCAAUGCGACAAUCCACAGAGAGUUUGAUAUGAUAAUUAAUCAUGGUGAUGAGUUAACCUUCUGUCCAAUUCCCUGCGUUUGUUCAUGGUGGUGAAUUGUUUGCUGCUUCUUUUCUU